Messenger RNA from Nannospalax galili (Upper Galilee mountains blind mole rat), 5593 nucleotides. RefSeq names its product ras homolog family member F, filopodia associated (gene Rhof). The transcript has 8 exons. Gene Ontology annotation, molecular function: GTPase activity; GTP binding. Bases 3618 to 4253 code for a protein of 211 amino acids. Gene Ontology annotation, biological process: small GTPase-mediated signal transduction; cell migration. The record is from RefSeq and is a predicted model, not a curated record. NCBI's taxonomy places the organism in Eukaryota, Metazoa, Chordata, Mammalia, Rodentia, Spalacidae.
UUCCUUUUUUUCUUGGGUGGGUGGGGGGAGCUUGGAGCUGUCUUAAUCUGUAUUCUCUUGACUGAACAAUAAAUUUUUAAAUAUAGUUUCCUCUAUUAAGCACUUAAACCUGGCCAUCUUAUUAACUCCUCUCUUUCUAACAAGGUAAUGUUUUAAAUGUAUAGUUUUAGGAAUAGCGAAAUGGCAGCACCAAAAAUAUUGCGAGCAGUUGUUACUGUUAAAGUUUUUAAAAACCUUUCUCCAUUGUAAGUACCCACUCCAUUUUGUCCUUGCUGCAGUGCAGUCUCCAUGUUACUGUCGCCUGAGAUAUCCUUAAUUUUCGAACCUUGAUCUGCAUGUCUGUCUUUGUCUCUCUUGUCUGAUAGAAGCCAGUUAAAAUGCUUUUAGACGUUUGCUUUUACAAAGUUAAGGUUUUUAGCGUCAUGCUUUUUGAAAAAAAAUGCUUACAGCAAUAAAUGCGAGUCAGAUUUCCGCCCAGUAGCUUGUACACUUUCUCUGAAAAAUCGAUCUAUUUGAAGAAAAACAGCUCUAUUUUUCUCGACUUAGUUGGGGGUGAUGGUAAGAGAUAGGAAGACCUCUUUGUGUAGAAUAAAGCCGUCACUGGAAACUAGAUUUUAAACUGGAAAACAAGUCCUAGCUGAUGCAAGCCAAACACCUACGUUAACUCGAGCAGUAAACAGUCCUCUGCGAAGCAGCCUUUUUGCCAACCCAACCCUGGAAAGUUUGCAGACGUGGAAGGAGCAGAAAAUACCAUGAGAGUGUAACUUACAAAAAGGUAACAACAAAAGAACACCACAACCCUAGAUUUCCCAACUAAACAAUCAAAACAAACAGACUUUAAAAAAUAAUAUCUCCAAAACCACCGCCCAGCUUCUUCUAGACUCCAUGGCACCGGGUUGAGCGGGUCUUGGCUGGAGAUGGGGCAAUGUCAGUAUCCCCACAGUGGACAGCCCUUGCUUCGAAUGGACAGCUGGAGCAGGUCUAGUUUGACAGUCCUCCCACUAAGGUAGGUAAGAGCCCUUUCCCAAGCUGAGAGACAGAUUUCAGGCGCUUUGGCCUGCGGCCCAAGAAGGGCGGGUUGCGAUCCCCAAACUCUUGCUGGGCUGGUUCUGCAGCCCCUCCUCCACACAGAUGUGGUGGCGGAGUGUGUGAAAUGGGCGGCCUGCUGGGUCCGUCCAGCCCCGCCUGUCAGCCUAUGUUGUCAGGCUUUUGGGGCGGUCGGUUCUCUGCCGAAUUUAGCAGCUUACUAGAGCUGCCCUUGCAAGUAUUUCCCAGUGGUGUGUUUUAUGGUCCGGGGAGGGCCUUGGAUGCCUCCAGCUUAGGAAGGCACUAGUGCUGCCAGGCUUGCUGGUUCCUUCUAGGCCCCAAUGGGGUGAGCCACCCUCCGAUGUCUGGCCUCUAGGGAGGCAAAGUAUGGAGAGACAAGAGGUCGCAUCCGGCAUUCAUGGAGAAAGAGGCUUCCUCUCCCUUCCUGGGAUUCCCACAAUUUCCUACUGGCUCCCAAAAGGGGCAAGCUUAGAUAGCCUGGCUUCUAGAAUCUGACAAACCUGGGUAUGAAACUUGGCUGACCAUUUACCGGUGGUGCCAUUACAUAGUCUGCAAGGUCUGUGCAUAAUAGUCUCAGCCUAUCUCCUCCUCUCCAGAAAUGGAGCUAGACUGGUGAUUUUCAAAGUGGAGCAGGCAUCAGAGUGCAGUGGGGGAACUGGAUGAAACCUGUGCGGGUCUUAGACCUUGGCAUUUCUUACUGUGUCUCAGGUAGUGCCAGGUUCAUGGGCUUGGUAGCUAGCAGUUGGCUUGCCCCCUGUUCAAUAAGUGCCACCACUAUAAAUGGUGUCUCCCUUUAAAACUCUGAUCCCUGCCACCCAACACAUUCUAGUUUGCCAUUACUUUGAUAAGCCCUUUGGCUGCAGGUGCCACCGAUCACAUCCCUCCUCUAUUUGGGUCUCAGCUUCCAGUCUGUUCUUGCCCCCUUGCUCCUAGACCCUACUGUGAGGACUGAAGUGUAGCUUGAGGAGCCUGGGAGGCCUAGUUGAAAUUUUGUUUGGAGGCACCUGAGUGCUUAAUCAAUGGCUGCUUGAAGUGCAGCAGCUGUGGGUUAGAUUUGGACAGUGCUGAUGACCUUGGACGACUGUUUCCCGUGUAAAAAAGAUAAUACAUGCUGGAAAGGGUGGUGAGGGGAUUAAGCUAUUAGGGGGCUGUUCGCUGGCUCGAGCUCCACCGUACUUGGCCUCCAUUGUGAUAGGGAUUGUUGCUGGCAGUGUCUGUGGGGGUGGAGGCUGUGCUGUCUCUAGGGCUCCUCCCCCGCCAGCCCACUUCCUGAAGCACGUGCUGGAGCCUCCGGGCAAAGGGGAAAAAAAACUGGCUCUCCUUGGGAAGGCAGUCAGCUCGGUUUUUCUUCCAGUACAGUUUGAAUCCGGCAACUCCAAGCUCUAUGAGCUGUUCGUGGUGGGGUCACGAUUUGAUUAAGGGUCACCCGUCCAUGCCCCUAAGAGAGGAGAGGUGUGUCUUAUCCAAGGUCAUGAGGCCAUUUCUGCAGACACUGGACCGGGUUCCAGGUGUCUUGACUUCCAGCCCAGCGCCCAAGGCACCCCCUCACCCAGCUGUCUGGGUUAUUUUAGGCUCCCUCCUGUGCCAGCUAUCUGCUGGCAUCUGUGCCGAAGAGUUCUCUCUGGUUGUAGGGAACCAGUGUGGUGCUGGUGUACAGAGAGAGCCAGGUGUCCAGUCUUGUAUUAGCUGGCCUAGUGCUGGGAAGGCACCACAUCUCGCCCCAAGUGGAAGAAGAGGGUGAAAGUGCUUUCCAAAUUGGUACAGUUCCCAUUGGUACCCCAUAAGCCUCUGCUGUCCGCAGUUUGAACCCACUUUGGUCUACCUGAGGUUUCUGCUUCACUUUGGUUAGAGACCUUGGUCCUGGGGGGUCUUUAAUCUUGCCCAGUCUCAGAUGAUUAAGCAAUUGAUUUAAGUCUUAACCUCCCAGCUGUAGUCAGGAGGGCUCCAGCCAGUUCCUCCAAUCCUACCAUUAUAAAACAAUUAGACCCUAAACUGUGGCCAGCACGUGUUUCUUGAAACGGAGAGGUAAGUCUUCUCUCUCCCUCUUCAGGCUCCUUCACCUCCCUUUCGCCUUUCUUUGGCCUCCUUUUCCCUCCUCUCCUGGGGCAAGAGGGUGGGGCAGUCUGUCAAGCUGUUGUUCCUGGCUCUGCAGGGUGCCCCGCCCACUGGUCACCCACUGAGCUUGGGGCGUGGCUGCCCUGGCCUGCUGAGAGAGGGCCACGCCAGCGGAAGGGCAGCUAGGCCUGGGAGGUGGCUGGACUAGCUUUACCACACAGACAGCAGUGUCACCGCCCCUUCCGGUGUUCCCACCUGGCCAGGAGUUCUGGUGUGGAAUAUGACCUCUUAGCUGAGAAAGUGGUCCACCAUACUAUUACCACCGCCACCCCCGAGUUUUCUCCAACCUCUGGGAAGUUCCUGCCCAUGUAAACCAGGAAAGGGGAAAAUGAACCUUGUGCCUGUUUCUAAAAUUUUUGUUCUUGUUCCAGCUGUCCCUUCUGCUCAGCCUGACAUACUGGGACCAUAGGUCUCUCUGCCUGACUCCCAGCGCAUAGCCUCUAGUGCUGCCGGCUAUGGACGACCCCCGGGCUCGGGCCUCAGCCGCUACCCCUGGUUCUGGGAAGAAGGAACUGAAGAUCGUGAUCGUGGGUGACGGCGGCUGCGGCAAGACGUCGCUGCUUAUGGUGUAUUGCCAGGGCUCCUUUCCGGAGCACUAUGCCCCGUCAGUGUUUGAGAAGUACACGGCUAGUGUGACGGUGGGCACCAAGGAGGUGACCCUGAACCUCUACGACACUGCUGGGCAGGAAGACUAUGAUCGGCUGCGGCCCCUUUCCUACCAGAAUACACAUCUCGUUCUAAUCUGCUAUGAUGUCAUGAACCCCACCAGCUAUGACAAUGUCCUCAUCAAGUGGUUCCCUGAAGUCACACACUUCUGUCGAGGGACCCCCAUGGUGCUCAUCGGCUGCAAGACAGACCUGAGGAAGGACAAGGAGCAGUUGCGGAAGCUCCGGGCAGCCCAGCUAGAGCCCAUCACCUAUACACAGGGUCUGCAUGCUUGUGAACUGAUGCGAGCUGCACUCUACUUGGAAUGUUCGGCCAAGUUUCGGGAGAAUGUGGAAGAUGUCUUCAGGGAAGCCACCAGGGUGGCCCUCAGUGCACUGAAGAAAACACAGCGGCAGAAAAAACGCAGGCUCUGCCUGCUGCUGUGACCCUAGGGCAGAUGGCCCUGGCAGGGUUGGGGACCCAGGACUGGACUCCUAGGGUCUUGCUCCAUCCCCAGCUCUACAGUGCCUGGCAUAAGGGAUUAGAUUCUUGGAACAUUCUAGAACUCUCCCCUACAGGUUCACACUGGAGGCUGAGGAUGGUGAAUGAAGGUGCCAGACCCACAUCAAUCUAACCUGGGAUUAGGAUUUGUUCCCAGGCUCAGAAGGGCCUUCCUCACAGCCCCUUCCUGCUCUAGCCAUGUGUGCCCCCCACCCCUUUACAAACCCAAUUCAUGCUUGAAACUCAGAGCUACAUUGGGAGUGUGGGUAACCAUGGACAUGCACCACUGCUCAUGGACAUCCCAAGCUCCAGUGUCACUUUCACCCUGGGCUCCAGAGAUAGGCAUGGAUGUAUCCUCCAGUCUCUUCCUUCUUCCCCUGGGGAACGUGAGGGCCACAGCCUAUCGGGAGGACACAGGCACCAGCCCUGAUGUGGGGCUGACAUCAGCCCCUCCCUCCUUCCUCUGUCUCACACUGAAGACCUCUGCCGCAGCCUGGCCAUAUCCUGGGACACAUGUGCUCAAGGGAAGAAACAAGCUCUCAAAAGGUCAAAGUGUACUUGGGCUGCCCGUCUGACCCCUGCUCCAGGUCUUACCUCCAAUACCCCCACCUACCUCCACUGGAGACUUAUGAACAGUGCCAGCUGCCCGUCAGGGGUCUUGGGCAGGUCAGCACUCUCCCUAAACGGUUCCCCCAACAUAAAAGGCCAGACCUGGGCCCUUUAAAUAAUCAAGCUUCCCACCUUUUGCCCCACCCAGAAUCUGCUUCUACCAGGAUGUGGAAUUCAGAAGUCAUCCAUGCCCACCUCCUUCUAGAACUGACAUGCCCAUACUGGAUGGUUUCUCAGAACUGGCCACAGACUACUAGUGUCACUGACAGCAAGAUGCUUGAGUCCUGAAACUCCUUCCUGAAGAUCUAGAGGCCAGGGUCCAAAAUGAUUCAAGAAAGUACCCCACGUGGCUCUAAUGCCCCUUCCAGAAGAAUGGCUUGCUUCUAGUUUGCACUGCCUUAAAAGGAACCAUGGGCUUGGCUGGCCCAUGAUCCCCUUAUACCUCCUGACUCAAAUCCCCAAAGUCAGGUUGCCAAGAAAAGAGAAUUUUGACACUUGCUCCCCAAGUGUCCUAAGACCCUGCUGUCUCCUAAAGAGCCAACCAAGGACCUCUUGUUCUCUCAGAAUCUAAGACCAUGUGGACAGAUUAUAGUAUAGGGCAGAGGUCAGAAAACCACAGCCUGAAGGCCACAAAUGGCCAGCCUGUUUUUGUAAAUAAAGUUUUAUUAAACAGCCA